GACCAGGGUAUGCAAGCCCCCUUGAGGCCAUGAAGGGACCCAGGGAGAAGCUGGUGUGGGUGCCCUGCAUUAAGACCAAAACAGGCAAGCCAGAUUACCUCGCCACAAUAGAUAUUGAUCCACAGUCUCCAAAUUAUUGCAAGGUAAUCCAUCGACUGUACUUGCCAUACUUGGAUGAUGAAAUUCACCAUACAGGAUGGAACACCUGUUCUUCAUGCUAUGACGAUCCCUCUCGUGUCCGGAAUAGACUUGUCCUGCCAGCUAUCGGCUCAUCAAGAGUGUAUGUGGUAGAUAUUUCAGAAGAAACUCAACCCAAACUCUUCAAGGUAUUAGAACCUGAGGUACUGAAGUCUCAUGGUGUGAGUCACCCCCAUACCACUCACUGUUUACCUAAUGGCAAGGUUAUGAUAUCUACCCUGGGUGAUGCACAAGGCAAAGCCAAAGGAUCUUUCAUAACCUUUGACUCCUUCACCUUUGAACAUACAGGUCCAUGGACAGAUAUGGACUCUGAGUAUGGAUAUGACUAUUGGUACCAGCCUACACAUGAUGUCCUUGUGUCGAGUGAAUGGGGUUGUCCCACAGCAUUCUUCAAGGGAUUUGACCCAAAGGAUGUAGAGGCUGGAAAUUAUGGAAGCCACAUCAAUGUGUACUCUUGGUCUAGCCAUCGUCUCCUGCAGAGCAUUGACUUAGGACUGGAGGGGAUCAUGCCACUAGAGAUUCGCUUCCUUCACAAUCCUCUUGCCACUCAGGGCUUUGUAGGCUGUGCCCUCUAUGCCAAUGUGUUCCGAUUUUAUAGAAAGGGGGACGGGACUUAGGGUCCAAAAGUGAUCAGCAUUCCAAUCAAGAAGGUAGAGGGCUGGGCCUUGCCAGAGAUGCCUGGUAUCAUGACGGACAUCCUUAUUUCUCUGGAUGACCGGUUUCUAUACUUCAGCAACUGGGCACAUGGUGAUAUUCGUCAGUAUGACAUCACAGACCCUGAACACCCUAAAUUGGUGGGGCAAAUAUUUUUGGGUGGAUCUAUUGUUAAGGGUGGGCCUGUGAAGGUUAUAGAGGACUCUGAGCUGACUGAACAACCAGAUCCUGUGCAUAUCCAAGGUCGACUGAUAGAAGGAAGUCCUCAGAUGUUACAAUUGUCACUGGAUGGAAAACGUCUCUAUGUCACAGACUCUCUCUUCUCUCCCUGGGACAAACAGUUCUACCCAAAGUUAGCCAAGAAUGGAUCACUAAUGCUGCAGAUUGAUGUUGACGUAGAAAAUGGUGGUCUCGCUCUGAACCAAAACUUCCUAGUGGACUUUGGAAAGGAACCGGAUGGGCCAGCACUAGCUCAUGAAAUCAGGUAUCCAGGUGGUGACUGCACAUCAGAUAUAUGGUUGCCCCCAGGGUCCUCUGAAUGUCCUCACAACAAGCAGGUCAAGCAUGACGCCGUUCAACCUUCCAAGAUAUGAGGGAUCCUCGGGCCAGAUACACCUAUUGUUUGAUUUAUACUUCGGGUUAUAAUAAAUAUACCACUAUUGGGUAAUUUUAAUAUAUAACACAUUUCUGUAUUGUUAUAUAUCAGCCAACUAAUUUUUAAAUAAAAUAAUAAUAACCACUGAUGUGCCAGAAAGUAGAGGUAAUAAAAAGUGUCAAUAACAUUCAGUAUUGUGAAAUCUUUUCUUUCCAGAGAUAUAUUUAACAUUUCAAAGAAAAUAAGUAAAUGAUACAUGAAUAAAUUAAUGAAUACUGUAAUGAUAAUGUUUAUAACUGUUAUUUUUAGUUUUAUAAUCAUCAUUUUGCUUUAUCUUCCAUCUGUAAUGCUUUCUCUAUAUAAUACAGGUUCAGAGGUUUUAUUAGAACUUUGAGCUAGGGCAGAGUUUAUCCAAUUUCACAAAAUUCAGUAACUUGCAUUCCUUGUAGGUAGUUCUUAGGCACAAUAGUGUUCCAAUGAAGAUUGGGUGGGUGCUGUAUAGGAGAAUCUAUUACUUAACACUUGGCUACCAGUUAACAAAUAUUUACUAAUUAUGUAGGUGUUGUACAAUAAUUUAAUGCUCUGUAGUUUAGGGCUGUACUUCUUUGUAAGCCAUCAACUAUAAUGGUCAAGAUGUAAGGACUAAAUGCAUAAAGAAGGUGCUUGAGGCAUUUUCAUAUGUUUGUUUUAAUAAGAAUAUAAAUAAAUUUUAAAUGGCUACCUAACACAAAAUUUAACUUAUGUCCUAUAAAAAUUGCAGGUUUGUUUUCAUUAGAAAAAUAUUCAUAGUGAAUGAAUGUUCUCUUAAAAAAACUCCAGUGCUGUCUACAGCACCAAAUUUUAACUGCCAAGUCACUUGGGUAGUGUAGAGUAAUUAACCCUCUCACAGGUUGGGAGUGCAGUGCAAAUCUCACCCCCUUGCAGGCCAUGAUACAAUGUGUAUCUUCCAAAUGAGUCUUUUAUUUCUAGGUAGAAUAUCUUGAAUUUAAUGUUGCAUUAUUCCUCCCACCUUGUGAUACACCGUCACCAAUGGACAGAGCUAAUUCAACCCGGGGAAACUGCAUCCCCCCUUAUACAUUUCAGGCUCAGUCACCUUCUUGAGAUACAAUUAUUCUCAUGUAAUAAUUUAUAGGGAUUCUUAUGAAAUUAUAUAUUGUUUGUUUUUUAAUUAGUAUACACCAAGUACAUGAAAAUAAAGUUGAAAAACAG
Messenger RNA from Homarus americanus (American lobster), 2656 nucleotides. Its product is annotated as methanethiol oxidase-like. NCBI's taxonomy places the organism in Eukaryota, Metazoa, Arthropoda, Malacostraca, Decapoda, Nephropidae. The record is from RefSeq and is a predicted model, not a curated record. Gene Ontology annotation, molecular function: selenium binding.